This is a messenger RNA of Eimeria maxima, 1176 nucleotides long. RefSeq lists its product as hypothetical. The record is from RefSeq and is a predicted model, not a curated record. The annotation marks the transcript as partial. The transcript has a single exon. Lineage: Eukaryota; Apicomplexa; Conoidasida; Eucoccidiorida; Eimeriidae.
AUGGGAAGUCCGUGGCACGGAGCACGUCCCUCGUUGUUGGAGGACGUGAACCCGCAGCACGGGAGAGCUGAAGCAGCAGAGCGCGGGCUACAUAAUGGAGCCAAGAACAAGGGAUAUGCUAGGAAACGCGGAGCUUCUGCUUCCCGAAAAUCCAACAGCAGACAUAUUCGAGCAGCUACGAUGUUAGCGGCCACUUUUAUGGUGCUGCUGUUGCUCGAUGCUCGUUACAGUGUGUCUAGCAGGUUGCGAUCAUACCUAGAGACACCGCAGCUACCAACGGGAGAUGAGAGCGUGCAAAAGUACAUGAGUGACUUCACUGAGGCAAUGGAAGCGAUGAAUGAAGCUUGGGAAUCCUCAGAAAAGCCUGUACGGGAAGCCUUCGAGAGACACUUUACACCGUCUCUCGACGACGGUCAAGAGCUCACUGGAAACCCGUUAGCGAUUAUCAAUAACCACGUGGCCAUGAUGCGAGAAUGUGAAUUCCCAUUUGAUUCUUCUGUGAAUGCACAGAAGGACUUCCUGCAGCACCUGCAGCUGCUACGGAGUAUUUGCCGCACAGUCACACUUCGCCUGGAGGAAUUGAAGUGGUUCGUGUAUAUGAAUAAGGAGUGUGAUGUGCCAGUCCCUGUUCCUGGCCACGACGGGCCUUAUACUUACACCUCUCUUGAGGUGCUGGAGGAAAGGGUAGAUGAUGGCUUGCAGGCAGAACAUUUCUUGCAGUCUGCGGGAUUCGUUCGCAGGAGAGAGACUCAGAAGGUUGACAAAAACCUAACUGAGAAGCUAAUAUAUCUGCUGUCUAUUGAAAACAAACAUAACGUUUGCAACUUGGUGGCUCGAUACUACUUCGAGCACUUUCUCCAACCCUCUGGAGAAGACAACGCCUUCAACUCCACUCCUCCCACUACCAAACAUCAAAUUCCAUAUAGUGGAGAAGCAUUUAGAACUGGAUCUUUCGCACGUCGUCGACGGGUUUAUAAACGUGAAUCUGAAAUCAAUACGAAUUAUGCAACCAUACGCAAGAUGCACCGGAUUGCGGAUAACUGGACAACCAAGGGUGUGCUGGAAGCUGCAAACGAGCAAGAGGAAGAAAAUGCUUACAACUUCGAAAGGCGGCUGCUGAAUAAAAGGGAACAAAUGCGUGUGCUGCUUAAAGAGGGCAUACCGUACGAUGAUUUG